Molecule: messenger RNA, 248 nt
Organism: Neomonachus schauinslandi (Hawaiian monk seal)
Lineage: Eukaryota; Metazoa; Chordata; Mammalia; Carnivora; Phocidae
Product: cytosolic 10-formyltetrahydrofolate dehydrogenase-like
Exons: 2
Molecular function (GO): aldehyde dehydrogenase (NAD+) activity; formyltetrahydrofolate dehydrogenase activity
Source: RefSeq, a predicted model, not a curated record
GUGGAAAAGGCAAUGAACAAGCUGAACCUCCGAAUGCCCCACCAGCUCUUCAUUGGGGGCAUGUUUGUGGAUGCUGAGGGUGCCAAGACCUAUGAGACCAUCAACCCAACAGAUGGAAGUGUCAUCUGCCAGGUGUCCCUGGCCCAGGUCAGCGAUGUUGACAAGGCAGUGGCUGCUGCUAAGGACGCCUUUGAGAACGGAUUGUGGGGGAGGAUCAGUGCACGGGACCGGGGCCGUCUCCUGUACAG